This is a messenger RNA of Hyaloscypha bicolor E, 255 nucleotides long. RefSeq lists its product as uncharacterized. The transcript has a single exon. Gene Ontology annotation, molecular function: nucleic acid binding. Bases 1 to 255 code for a protein of 84 amino acids. The record is from RefSeq and is a predicted model, not a curated record. Lineage: Eukaryota; Fungi; Ascomycota; Leotiomycetes; Helotiales; Hyaloscyphaceae.
AUGGUCUAUUCUAAAUCCUUAAUCUCUUUCCGAAAAUCUGCAGCACUAAACCCUAUCGAAGGUAUUUGGAAUAUAAUUAAGCAACAUCUACGACGUGGACUCUUUAAUUCGGAGGAAGAGAUGAAGGAGGUCCUCCAGGAAGGGUGGGGCAAAAUCACGCUUAAAGAGAUACAGGAGCGCAUUUCGAUUAUGCUCCUACGGUGUUCGCGCCUAGCCAAAACGGGUGGAAGGCCCAUUAAAGGACUCAAGUGGUAG